AACUUUAUUUACAUUUUCAUUCAUUUAUUUUUCGAUUUGCCUUGAUAAGUGUUAAAAUCAGUAAAUUCUUGUGCAAACAGAGAAUGGCCACGGGUGUUACAAAAAUGCAAGUCCUAUCUAUGUACAAAAAUCUGAUGAGGGAGUCGCAGAAAUUCGCUAACUAUAACUUCAGAUCGUACGCGCUACGUAGAGUCAGAGAUGCCUUUAAAGCCAAUAAGACGUUGUCAGACCCCAAGCAGAUCCAGAAAGAAUACCAAUUUGCUAAGGAAAAUCUUGCUAUCAUCAGACGCCAAGCAGCAAUUGGAGAUAUGUACCAGACAGAGAAACUAGUUAUCGAGAACAUCCGGUAAAACAAGUUGUACCAAGUUAUAACAACGGAGAAUAUAGUUAGUUAUUGAAAACAUAGAAAUCACAAGUUGUAUGAGAAGUUAAGUAAGUCAGUCAAGUUAAAUUACCCCUUUUCCAGGCACAGUUCUGCCCUGCUAAGGCAAUCGGAGGUACCGUCAACCGGGGUGAAUAGGGACGGCUAGGUCGAAUAUGGACAAAACUUAAAAUGUGAUAUACCUGACAAUUAAAAAAAUACUUACACAGAUUAUAUCCUUCGAUUGAAAAUAAUAGUAGAUUUUGUAUGAUGCAAUUUAUGUGGGUAUUUUCUAAGAAAUUAUCAGAUAAAUCACUUUUAAAGUUUUGUUCCUAUUCACCCCAGCUGUCUCUAUUCACCCCGUAUCUCUAAUUAAAAUCGGUAUCUCUGAAUGGGACAUAUACUUUAAAUUCUGUAUCUUAAAAUUCAAUUUUCACAGUCUUUUUUUGAUAAAUGUGGGCAGAGUAUGAUUUAUUAACCUCAUACAUGUCGAGACAAUAUUAACCUUAGCAGUCUAAUUUAAGGUUCAAAUUAGACUGGACUUUUGCAAAAUGUGACUUGUUUUCAAAUGGGACUUAUUGGAAUAGAUUUCUGCAAUCUAGCAAAGGAAUAAAUCAAUGGAUAAAUUAAAUUUAUAAAUCCUAGUAUAAUUACAAGUUUCUAAUUAUAUCAGACAUAAAAAUGAAUCAAUAGGUAUUUAUCUUAAUAAAAAAUCUGCGAUCUGCGAUUUAAAAAAAAUAUGCUUCUUUUCUCUACCUUUUGCCUAAUCCCAAAAAUAAACAAUAUUUUCAUUCUUACUUAAUAACCGGGUCCACACAGAGCGAGCAUACGCGCGAGGCAAUUUCCUCACGCACAAACCGGUUAGUGUAGACGUGCCUCGGCCAAGGCGGCGCGUACGUUUUCCUCGCCCGAAUGCGCCGCCUCGGCCGAGGCACGCUCGCUCGCUCUGUGUGGACUCGCCUAAUAUUGAAACAUAUCAGAAGCGUUUUAAAGGUCUGUAGAAAAUAUUUGUUAGUCAAACAAGGUACCUUAUAGUUCGUUAAGUAAGAAUGAAAAUAUUGUAUAUUUUUGGGAUUAGGCAAAAGGUAGACUUGAGAAGCAUAUUAUUGUUUAAAUCUCAUUUUAUGGGAUUUACCCACGAGUCGACAAAGUUUUGAGAUAAACCAACCACAAUAAAAUCACCAGUUUUAGGAAUCGAAUAGAGCCGUAAAAAUUGUCUUAGAACUCUUGUGUUAAUAUUUUGAGUAAUCUGAAGAAAGAAGAGAAAAAGCCGUAGGCGGCUCGCGAGCCGAGGUUUGCUGACCACUGAUAUAACCCCAUCUCAUUAUGGACUAAAGCAAAGUUUGGAUACCUAUUGCUUCAAUUAAAGAUAAAGAUAGUUUAAUAUUCAAGUAGGCAUUUUACAAUGCGCUUAUGAAUUUUAAAUCCUGUAUUAUACAUAUAUUUAACGUAAAACCUUUACAUUUCAUUUUCAAAUCGAGAACGACGAGAACCGUCUUUUGAAUUCGAUUUUUGAAGGAGUUUUUUGUGUUUAACUGUUUAAGUAAGUACCUUAAAUGUUGGUUAAAAACGAAUAAUACCAUCCGAGACUGACUGCAAAGUUCUUAAUUUUAAUUUCCCGGUUAAGACAAAUUGCACAACACUUUCGCGUUCUCAAGUUGUUCAGAGUGAAACCGAAGAAAACCGGUUUUAACCGGUUAAGACAUAUUGCACAACACUUUCUCGUUCUCAAGUUGUUCAGAGGGAAACCGAAGAAACACUUUCGCGUUCUCAAGUUGUUCAGGGCGAAACCGAAGAAAACCGGUUUUAACCUGUUAAGACAUAUUGCACAACACACUCGCGUACUCAAGUUGUUCAGAGCGAAACCAAAGAAAACCGGUUUUAACUAUCUACAAUGUUAACGUAAAAUCUUACAACAUUUCUUGUAACAAGUUGUUACACUUGUCUAUUUGCUGAGGGGACAAAAUAACAAAAUAAUUCUUCAAAAAUGACAAUUACUCUAUAAACAUUGCUACCUCAUUUACCUUUCAUGAUUCGCCUCUGAUUUUAAUUUUUUUUAUAUAUGUAACUAACCUAAAUUAACAACGGUAGACUCGGAGGCAAGCCGGAGUUGACUUCUUUUUUAUCCAAACCACAUGUAAAAAACCUAAUUUGCCUCAAAAUAAGCAGAUAAUUUGAUUGUUUGGACACACGCCACUUAUCUUUGUUUUAUUUGCCUCCAGGACGUAUUUAAAAAGACACUGUAUUAAUUAUUGCAUUUUUGUAAUUAGUGACGUUUAAUUUAAGUUGAUAUUUAAAUAUAAAUAUAUGAGAAGUAAUGUUUUGA
This is a messenger RNA of Cydia pomonella (codling moth), 2687 nucleotides long. It is a transcript of the gene bcn92, whose product is annotated as LYR motif-containing protein 4B. The coding region runs from base 84 to 350 and encodes 88 amino acids. Gene Ontology annotation, biological process: iron-sulfur cluster assembly. Gene Ontology annotation, cellular component: mitochondrion; L-cysteine desulfurase complex. The record is from RefSeq and is a predicted model, not a curated record. NCBI's taxonomy places the organism in Eukaryota, Metazoa, Arthropoda, Insecta, Lepidoptera, Tortricidae. The transcript is spliced from 3 exons.